Molecule: messenger RNA, 489 nt
Organism: Trichomonas vaginalis G3
Lineage: Eukaryota; Parabasalia; Trichomonadida; Trichomonadidae
Product: structural constituent of ribosome
Exons: 1
Coding region: 1-489 (162 amino acids)
Biological process (GO): translation
Cellular component (GO): ribosome; cytosolic large ribosomal subunit
Molecular function (GO): structural constituent of ribosome
Source: RefSeq, a predicted model, not a curated record
AUGAAGGGUAAAUUUUUACCCUUCUCCUUUUCGAUGCCAACUCGUUUCCAUAAGAGCAGAAAACUUCGUGGCCAAGUUUCUAUGGGUUUCGGCCGUGUAGGUAAGCACCGUGUUUCACCAGGUGGCCAUGGUCGUGCUGGUGGUCAGCACCAUCAGAGAACCUGGUUCGAUCGCUUCCACCCAGGCUACUUCGGCAAGGUUGGCAUGCGCCAUCUUCACCUCAUGAAGAACCGCGCUGAUGAAUAUGAGCCAACAAUCAAUGUUGACAAGCUUUGGACACUUGUUCCAGAAGAAGUUCGCGUCAAGGCUGCUGCUGCCAAGAAGGGCGAUGCUGUCCCAGUUAUUGAUUGCGUUAAGAACGGAUUCUUCAAGGUUCUUGCUCGUGGUGAGCUUCCAAAGAUCCCAUUUGUCGUCCGCGCUAAGGACUUCUCAGAGGAAGCCGAAAAGAAGAUCAAGGCUGCUGGUGGCGUUUGCGAGAAGGUCCAGUAA